AAAAGAGGAAAGAUAGUGUGUAUGGGAGAAAAACAGAGGAAAAGAUUGUGUUUGAUUUACAUAUGAACUCUAAUCAAACACCAAGACGAGAAUGAUUGUUGUACGAAGAUUUGAUCCGAUCUCCGAAAGAUUAUAAUAGAGGUUGCGUGAGUGAGAGAAAAAGUGAUCGGACUGGUUUUAGAAAAAAGUGCGAAAGGGAGACGUCUUUCAGGAGCGAUACAGAAAGAGAAAAAGGAAAGAAACGGAAAGAUUUAAAUUCUCCUGUUUUAUCUCCCCGCAAACUCUCCCCUGCUAUUACAUUUCUUUUCUACAAAGAAAAAACCCUAGUCUGUAAUCUCCGUAGCCAUGGCUGAGAAGAACGAGGAAAUAAGCGAAGAGGAGGAGGCAAUGCCAUUGCCGACUCAGGAGCUCCCUGAGGUCCUCGUCGAGGACAUAUUUUUGAGGCUUCCAGUCAAGUCCCUUCUAAGGUUGAGGUGCGUAUGCAAACCCUGGUGUGCUCUUAUAACAAAACCUGCUUUCGUCAAACUGCACCUCAACCGAUCCCUUGAAAACGAUACCAACCGCAGCCUGAUUUGCAGAGGCUCCGCUUUCUACUCUGUCGACUUAGAUGCUUGUGAAUUGCAAGCACCGGUAGAGCUCGAACUUCCGCCGCUGGAGCCGUCGAAGCGUUCAGACUACGGAAUCAAAAUCGGGGGUUCUUGCAACGGACUGCUCUGUAUAUAUAACUCUAUGAAAGACACGUUCCUUUGGAAUCCUUCUACCAGAAGACAUCGGAGGCUACCCUCUUCACCUAUCAACUGUCCAGCCGAACGUGAAAGAUGCCGUUCCGUUAAUUUCGGAUUGGGUUACGAGCCCACCUCUAAAGAUUACAAAGUGGUAAGGAUUGCGCAGUUUCGUAGUGACGUUUAUAGGUUUUAUAGCAGAUCGGAGGUGAAGGUCUACUCACUUAGAAGUAACUCAUGGAGAAAGAUCCGGUACAAGACCAAGGGCUUCCUUCUCAGCAUUGACCGAUCAGGGGUUCUUUCAAAUUCUGCUCUUCAUUGGGUUGCAAUUUGCCAGCAACCUGUUAUAGGUUCCAGUUUUAUCGUUUGCAUUGACCUUAAAGAUGAGAAGUAUCGAGAGCUGCCACUGCCUGACUCUUUGGACACCCGGUUGGUAAAUGUCGGGGUUCGUGGAGAACAACUUUGUGUCCUCUGUCAUUACGCCAUGGAUCGUGUUGAGGUUUGGGUGAUGAAGCAUUACCGCAAGAGGGACUCUUGGGUGAAAGAGUUCUCUAUCAAAGAAUCGGUUAUAGGGUCUUUUAAUGACAUUACACUUGAAUGCUAUUCAAAGAAUGGUGAAUUUAUACUCCUGAUUGAUUUCAAAGCGUUGGUCCUGUAUGAUCCCAGUGGAGGAAGUGCUAGGAGUCUUAGGAAUCAUUGUGCACCCAAUAUGAUUGAAACAAAGAUUUACAUCAGGAGUCUUGUUCCACUCGAUAGCAAGAAGAAACGAAAGAAACGAAGAAGAAAGAGCAGGAAGCAGAGGAUUUAUUCUCAUUCCUUGUUAACUUAUUCGACCUGAAUUCUGGCCACUUCAGGUUGAUGUUGGAUGAGCAAUGUUCGAAGAUGAGGAAGAUGAACUAGAAAACUAAAAAUAGGUACGCGAAGGGCAAAGAGGUGCCUGUUGGUGCAAAGCUGCUGUUGUGUAUAUACUUUCAAUUGUUAAUGCAAAAUGAUUUAUUUAGAACCUCAAUAUAGAGAUAAUGAUAGGAGAGUGUUGUUUUCGUAUAUGUUCUUAAUGUGGUAAAGAGUAUGAAUAUCUGUGUCCUCUAUUUACCUUAAUGCUGUGAAGUAUCUGAUUUGUGAAA
This is a messenger RNA of Macadamia integrifolia, 1846 nucleotides long. RefSeq names its product F-box protein CPR1-like. Bases 346 to 1560 code for a protein of 404 amino acids. Gene Ontology annotation, molecular function: protein binding. The transcript is spliced from 3 exons. The record is from RefSeq and is a predicted model, not a curated record. Lineage: Eukaryota; Viridiplantae; Streptophyta; Magnoliopsida; Proteales; Proteaceae.